This is a messenger RNA of Yamadazyma jaroonii, 1440 nucleotides long. The record is from the annotation of a GenBank genome assembly. NCBI's taxonomy places the organism in Eukaryota, Fungi, Ascomycota, Pichiomycetes, Serinales, Debaryomycetaceae.
AUGUUAGGACUUAAAUCAUUCCAUCGUCCUACCAUUUAUGCAUUAUCCACACCCUUAGCUCGGUCAGCUAUAGGUGUAAUAAGGAUAUCUGGAUCCCAAUCGUCAUACAUAUUCAACCAGCUCACGAAAUCUCACCCCAAACAUAGAAUAACUAGUGUUAGAAAGUUAAUAUCACCUAAAUCAGGUAUAUUAUUGGAUGAAGCAUUAACUAUAUUCUUUAAAGGUCCUCAUUCAUACACUGGAGAAGAUUUGUUGGAAUUGCAUGUACAUGGAGGUGUUGCCAUCAUCAAAAACAUUCUUAAUGAGAUCAAACAGUUACAUAAUCCUGAUGAUGACAUACUUAUACGGUAUGCUGAGAAUGGAGAGUUCUCUCAUCGAUCAUUUUUGAAUGGCAGAUUCGACUUGACAGAGUUGGAAGGUAUAAGAGAAAUGAUAGAUGCUGAAACAGAGACACAAAGAAUCUCUUCGUUGACUUCAAUGACAGGGAAAAGUAAACAGAUCUUUAAUCAAUGGAGACAAGAGUUAUUGCAGAAUAUAGCCUUAUUGACUACAGUGAUAGAUUUCGGUGAAGAUCAUGAUAUAGAGGAGAUAUCCCUGUUAUUCGAGCAAGUCAAUGAUAACCUUAAGAAGUUGCAUACUGAAGUUCAUGGGUUUUUGAAGAGAGUGCAAAAUGCGGAGAUAUUAUUGAAUGGGAUCAAAGUGACCUUACUUGGACCACCCAAUGCUGGGAAGUCGUCGUUAUUGAAUACCAUAGCAAACAAGGAUGCUGCCAUUGUAAGUAGUAUAGCGGGAACCACCAGAGAUGCCAUUGAUAUUCCUUUGGACGUGAAUGGUUAUAAAGUUGUUGUAGGGGAUACAGCAGGGUUGAGAGAUGUGAAUUUAGCAGACGAGAUUGAAGUUGAGGGCAUAAAGAGAGCUAAAGCUAAGUCUGUGGAGAGUGACUUAGUGUUAGUCACACUCCCAACCGAUUAUUCGUUCGAUGAUAAUGAGUUCAUUCAACAUAUAAAACAUUUACAAUCAUUAGAAGGACCUCAGAUCGUAGGGAUUUUGAACAAAGAGGAUCUCGUAACGUCAGAACAUAAGAAUGAGGUCAUCUCCAAGUUCCAAGAUGUUUUUGGUUGCCCGGUAUUCACUAUUUCGUGUAAAACAGGAAGUGGUACUAAUGAACUCAUUGAUGAACUCACACAUAUUUUCCAACGGAUUUCAAACACCGAAAAACUACCACCUAUUCUGAUCAGUGAUAGAGCUAAGGAUAUUUUGAUCAACGACGUCGUUUAUGGAAUAGACCAGUUCGCUCAAUUCAAAGACGAUGAUGACAUAGUUCUAGCUACUGAGAGUUUGCGACAAGCAGUUGAAGGAAUAGGUAAAAUCACAGGUGAAGCUAUAGGAAUUGAAGAAAUUUUAGGAGUGGUGUUUUCAAGUUUCUGUAUUGGUAAAUAG